Messenger RNA from Botrytis deweyae, 4815 nucleotides. RefSeq lists its product as uncharacterized. The coding region runs from base 1 to 4815 and encodes 1604 amino acids. The record is from RefSeq and is a predicted model, not a curated record. NCBI's taxonomy places the organism in Eukaryota, Fungi, Ascomycota, Leotiomycetes, Helotiales, Sclerotiniaceae. The transcript is spliced from 3 exons.
AUGGGCUCCUCCACUUGUUGCACCAGUCGUCAACCUCCUUCUCCCGAUGCAGUCUCACCUCGUCCUGUACGAUCACCAUCUCUUACCCCAGUUAACACUCUGAGGAAGUCUCCAAGAAAAACAUCGAACAUAAGGAUUGGGGAGCUACAAACACAAGCCACUACAUGGAGUUCGGCUACAAAAACGGAAGAUACAACAGAAAUAAGAGCUGUUUUUGAAGGAGAGUGUUCCCCUGAUAGUGAUAAAGAAAACGAGAUUGUGGUGGUCGAUGAAGGAGAUAGUGACGAUGAUGACGAGGACGAAAGAGGUCAGGAGGUCAAGCCAAUGCUCAGUUCUAACACACUCAAAUCCGUCAAAAGCCGUUUAAUAAGGACAUUUUCCCGCGAACCUGGAAUCGCAAAAGCCGAUAAACGAAGAAGUGUAGGGACCAGUCGGGAAGAAGUCGAGCGAAGAAAGGAACUGAGAAGAAUAAGGCAAAAGAGAAUUGAAGAGGAAUUAAGUUAUGAUGAUGGAUAUGAUGAGGAUGCUGAGUCUACAAGUACAGUGGAUUGUCCCGCUAUGCGCACCGACAAGGGUCAGAAGAGGCAAUCUCUUCUACCAGAGGACAGUGGCAACUUUCCAAUUUUCCGAAAGCAGAGCUCUUCCUUUGGAUCGGAGGCAGUUAGUAAUGGCAGCAAGAUCUCCCUUUCUACAAGCAAUAAUGAUAACACGAGUAAAAUAUCGCUAUUAGCUACUAAGCUUGAUGACACCAGCAAAGCUUCUCUUUUAAAACCAGCAGAUCGAGGAAAGUCUCGAACAUGUUUAGGUCCUGGUGACCCAACCUCCAAUCUUCUCAAACCGGUCAAUACUCCACCGCGAAGAUACAGCUCACCUGGUCCUUGUCCUACGCCCAGUGAAACUGAAUUAUUCCAGCCUGGAAAACACCACAUCAGGAAAACAGACAGUGAAAUUUCUGCCAUACCUUCAGCAUCUCUAGCUGAGGCUCAAAGACUGCCAAGUUUUGUUACCCUUGAUCCAAGCACGGCUUCGAGUUGGCGAUUGUCAUAUACUUCUCAUCAAAGCAAUCGUGGAGCGCAUCUUCGAAGGUUAAGUCAACAAUUUGAGGCUCCAAUUCAAUCAGCGACGGAUGUUGCAAACGUAGGCACUCAAACACUGCCACGUUGGCUAAAAACUCAUGGACUUCGAUCAUCUUCGCAGGCUAUCACUACUUCGGAAGGUAGUACUUUACCAAAAGAGCCAUCAUUUAUGCGUCCACCACGUUCAGAUACUGGAUUUGGUGGGGUUGAUGGAAGCGGAAGCUUUUCAAAUAUGCAUUUGCAGGAUAUGGAUAUCUCCAAACGUCUUCUGCAGAGCUCUUGCUCGUCACCACAACUAGUCAGCUGGGAGGAGCAUCACCGUGAAGCUUCCGGAAUUAGUACUGCGACACAAAGUCGUGCUAGGUAUAUGCGAAACCCAUCGGAAACAAUAUCAAUCCCUUCAUGCCCAUCAAUUGCCUUGAGCGAGCUACUCCCACCAAAUUGGGGAAAAUUACCAAAUGAUGGAACUUCUUCAUUUUACCCUACCGUACCCAAUAGCAUCCAGCCUUCGCCAGAAUGCUCACGGUUUGAGCUAUCUCCUUUCAUGUCCACAAGCAGAAGCAUUCCUACAAUGGUGGAGCCACAAGUAAUUGACGGGAUUAUGACUCCUCUUCGCUCACCACUAAUGCCAGCAGCAUUAGGGAGCGACACCCCUACCACAAUAAAUGUAUCUUUAACGAGCCUCCAAGCCCCUUUAAGCAGAUAUUCCGCCAAACAAAUUGAUGAGAGCUCCCUUUUUGCUUCUGAAACUACCAGUUUUCGAGAACGAGAACUAGAAUUAAGUCAUAUUCAAGCACGGUUUGCUUCGUCCGAUUUGCGUCGACCUCCAAGUACACCAAUAUCAAGCAAGUUCCGCGAAGAAUUUGAUAUUUCACUCACCCCUCAACCCAAAUCUCCUUUUCAGAAGCUUGUCAGGGCUUGCUCGCUGAAUAGAAGUCGUGAUGUUGUGGAUGAGGAUCCAUUACUUGCUCCUCCACCGCAUAGACCAGGAUUUGGAUAUCGAUUUACUUCUACUCCCACAACUCUAAGUAGAAGGAGCUCUGCGCGUCAUUCAACACCAACGAAGAAAACUAGAGAAAGAAGGAGAACCCCAAUUGUUGAUGAUUCGAUCGAUACUCCAGUAAAAGGUAAAUUUUCUGCAUUUCGCAGAUUUAAGCGCCUAGCUAGUUUGGGUGGGUACGAUGGUCCCGCAGAUGAUCAUAGAGGCAGUAGAUCCGAGUCUGGUACUGCACGAAGACCAUCUGCGUUGGAUGCUAGGUUAGGCUUGGGUGCCGAGAUGACCGCAAAGGAGGCUCAACGGAAAAUAUCCAUACCUCCUAGUAUACCAUCCAUUAGAUUACCAACUUCUGAGUCUCCAAGUAUCAACACAGCUUACACUCAUGAGCCUGGUGUUCUGGCUCGCAUGGCCACAUCUAUGCAUGUCUCGACUCCGGAACUUCACCUAACUGGUCAUCUUGGCCGCAUGGCCACAACUAUGCAUGUCCCAACACCGGAACUUCACCUACCUAGUCAUCUUGGCCGCAUGGCCACAACUAUGCAUAUCUCGAAUCCGGAACUUCAUAUGCCUGAUGCUCUUGCACGUAUUGGUACUGCUAUGCAUAUUGACUUACCUACACCUCACUUCCCUGAUGCCUCAUCGAUUCUUCAUACCCCCCAUAUUGAUAUUCCAACCCCUCACCUUCCCAGCAUUCCCCAUAUCAGCUUUGGUCAUCACGAUUCAGACUCUCCCCCAAAGGAAAAGAAAGGCCCCAAGGAAGCACCUGCAAUCACUCCAAUUGCUGCACCAAAAUCAAAAGUUCAAAGGCCUGGAAAUGAUCCUCAAGGUGGAGCACCACAGUGGAGAGGCCCACGAGCUAGGAAUCGCUCUACGACUAGGGAGGAUAAUAGGAGAAGAAUGGACACUAGUCAAGAUGAUUCCGCUGCUGUUUGGAUGAGAGCAGUGAAAGGUGCGGUAUCAGAUAGAUCCAAAGCACGCAAGGACAAUCAAGACGGAGACGACAUUUUUGGAGAUUGGGAGGCACAACUGGCUGGAGUUGCAUCUAAAUCCAAAUACGAAAGUCGAAAAUUUGGCUCGAGAGGCAAACCGAAGAUCCAUCAAAUUGAACAAUUCCCAGAAGCUUGGUGUAGAUUUCCCAGCCACGAAAGACAUGCCAGGGGGCAUGAAAGUGCGGGUGUGGAGUCGGCUGUUGAAGCAAAGGAUUUUGCCAUUUUGAAACCGGGAAAUGAGGAUCUGGGAAGAUCGGAGCAUUUUUAUGGUACAAGGAGGAGAAGAAGACCAGGUAUGUAUACUGAGAAUAGUAGUGAUCCUAGUAAUUCUCAAGGACUAUCUGAUGAGGAACUGGAUGCGAUUGAAGCUGCAGAGCCGUUUUACAAACGGUGGAGUCAGAAAAUUAAGAUUGCUUGGAUGGAUUAUAGAAUUGAGGAUGGACAAAAGAAACAUGCGUUUCAUUCGGGGAGCUUGGGGAGAAGAGGUUCAAUGACUAUGGAUGGAAAAGUACCAUUUCCAGAACUGGAAUUGUUACCAAUGAGGGCACCCCCUCCGCCAAGUGAGGUGAUAGAUGAUGAAGCGGAUGAUAUUGAGGCGGAAAGAAAAAGAGUAGAGGCGAUUCAGAAAGCUAAAAUUAAGCCGCAUUAUGAGGCGGCAGAUUUGACGCAAAGUAAGGGAGGUGUAAGUGAUUUGUUGGAUAUUUUUAGUUCAGGGCCUGAGGAACCAGCUGAACCAAAGAUGCCAGUUAAAAAGAAGGGUCCAAAGGCAAAGAAAGUUAAAGACCCUUAUGCAUUAGAUGAAGAUGAUGACUUGGGUGGUGGCGGUGGGGAUAAGGGUGAUGAGGACCAAAUGCCCAAGAAGAAAGGAAAGAAGGUCAAGGAUCCCUAUGUAAUUGAUGAAGAUGAUGAUGAGGAUCUGCCACCCGCGCCAAAAAAGAAGGAAAAAGCGAAGUAUCCAUACGCAAUCGACGAUGAUGAAAAUGAGGAGAUGCCGCCUAUUCCGAAGAAAAAGGGCAAGGCGAAAGACCCAUAUGAUAUCGAUGAUGACAAGGACGGCUCAUCAGACUUUGGUUCUGGGGACGAUUUGGGCAAAAUUGAUCAAAUCGUGAUGAAAGAGGUGCUAAGUGAUGAUGACACGAUUGAUCAUACACGAUUUGAAGACUCGGUCAUUAGUUUUCGUGAUCCUGAAUUCUAUCAGGAUUGUUUGGUGAUGCCCAAAGAACCAAGUCCUGUGCAUGUUAAAGAAUGCUCUGUACUGUCUAGUCAUGGGAUCAUUGAAGAAGAAAUUGAGGACCCAUCUAAGAAUGGUGCAGGGAUUGGAGUACAAGUUAAAGAGAUUGGUGAUGGGGUUAUUAAACAGAUUGAGAAGUUUAAAACGUGGAAUGGCAAAGAUUGGGAGAAGGAGAUGGGAGGAUUAUUGAGAAGAAGAGACACGAGUGUAGGAAGAGACAGCAUGAGAAGCGCGAGAUCGGUAUGGAGUAUGGGAAGUCAGGGAUCAAGAAGUACAGUGAGGAGUGUUGGAGUAGAAGUCAAGAGACUGGAGGAUUUGGAGAGGGAAAGGAAGGCUUUGAGAAAGGGUGGUGGUCACUUGACAGGAGGAGUGCCGAGGAGGGCUAGAGGAAAUAGAGGGUGGGACAAUGAGAGAGGACAUGAAAGGAGUGCCAGUUUAGGGGGGAGAGAUGCGGGAUUCGAGGGAUUAAGUGGCUCGAGUGAGACCAGGGGAAGGAGAUUGACGUUUGGUAGUGGCAGGUAG